Messenger RNA from Eubalaena glacialis (North Atlantic right whale), 921 nucleotides. Its product is annotated as olfactory receptor 2T11-like. The record is from RefSeq and is a predicted model, not a curated record. Gene Ontology annotation, biological process: G protein-coupled receptor signaling pathway. Gene Ontology annotation, molecular function: G protein-coupled receptor activity; olfactory receptor activity. The transcript has a single exon. Lineage: Eukaryota; Metazoa; Chordata; Mammalia; Artiodactyla; Balaenidae. Gene Ontology annotation, cellular component: membrane.
AUGGAUAAAAGAAAUGAAACCUCAGGAGCUGAUUUCAUCCUCCUAGGCCUUUUCCUGGAUAUGAAUCAUAUCAGAUUUUUUAUUGGUGCCAUGCUUGUGAUUUACACUGUGGCUCUGACUUUGAACUUUGUCCUCAUUCUCCUGAUCUGCGUGGAUUCUCACCUCCACACGCCUAUGUACUUCCUGCUCAGCCAACUGGCUCUCAUGGGCAUGACAUUAAUCUCUAGCACAGUACCCAAGAUGGCAACCAAUUUCUUCUCCAGGAAGAGAAACAUAUCAUGAGUGGCCUGUGGGACUCAGAUCUUCUUCUUCCUGACUCUAGGAAUUGCUGAGUGCAUCCUCAUCACCCUCAUGUCCUAUGACCGGUAUGUGGCCAUCUGCAACCCUCUGAGAUAUGCCCUCAUCAUGAGCCAGAAGGUCUGUCUGCAGAUGGCUGCCAUCUCCUGGGCUGGGGGCGCCCUUACAUCACUCGCACACACGGCCUACACCAUGCACUUCCCCAUCUGUGGUUCCAGAGAGAUUUCCCAUUUCCUCUGUGAGGUCAUGGCCAUUCUAAAAUUGGCCUGUGAUGACAUCUCUGCCUAUGAGAAGGCUGUGAUAGUGACAAGCGUUGUGGUGCUCCUCAUCCCCUUGUCCCUUAUCAUGUCCUCUUAUACUCUCGUCUUCCUUGCCAUCCUCCACAUGAAAUCCCCAGAGGGAAGGGACAAAGCCUUAGCCACUUGCUCUUCCCACUUGACUGCAGUGUGCCUCUAUUAUGGUCCUGCCAUGGUGGUCUACAUGAGGCCUAGUUCCUAUCAUAAUCCCAAGCUGGACCAGGUCUUCUUUGUACUUGGCCCUAUUCUCACACCUUUGCUAAAUCCUCUGAUUUAUGGUCUUAGGAACAAAGAAGUGGUGGGGGCCCUAAGGAAGGUGCUGAGUUGA